Molecule: messenger RNA, 1033 nt
Organism: Dinoponera quadriceps
Lineage: Eukaryota; Metazoa; Arthropoda; Insecta; Hymenoptera; Formicidae
Gene: AP-2sigma
Product: AP-2 complex subunit sigma
Exons: 4
Coding region: 129-557 (142 amino acids)
Biological process (GO): intracellular protein transport; clathrin-dependent endocytosis
Cellular component (GO): membrane coat; intracellular membrane-bounded organelle; AP-2 adaptor complex
Molecular function (GO): clathrin-cargo adaptor activity
Source: RefSeq, a predicted model, not a curated record
CCGGCGAGUGCACCUCUCGAUGCCAAAGUGAAUAUCGUUGCGUCCGUGAUCAGAGGGCGGGGAAUUGAUACGAUCUUAUGUUUACCAAAAUUUCCUUACUUCGACUGACAGAUUAAUCGACCUUAAAAAUGAUACGUUUUAUCCUCAUACAAAACAGAGCUGGCAAGACCAGAUUAGCAAAGUGGUACAUGAAUUUCGACGAUGAUGAGAAGCAAAAGUUAAUAGAAGAAGUUCACGCUGUGGUCACUGUCAGAGAUGCAAAGCACACUAACUUUGUGGAGUUUCGCAACUUCAAGAUAGUAUACAGGCGAUAUGCAGGCUUAUAUUUCUGCAUCUGUGUUGAUGUAAAUGACAAUAAUCUUUGUUACUUGGAAGCAAUUCAUAAUUUUGUGGAAGUACUGAACGAAUAUUUUCAUAAUGUAUGCGAGCUGGAUUUAGUGUUUAAUUUUUACAAGGUAUACACCGUUGUGGACGAGAUGUUCUUAGCGGGUGAAAUCCGAGAAACGAGUCAAACCAAAGUGUUGAAACAACUCUUGAUGUUGAAUUCCUUAGAAUGAACAAGCUCACGAUUUUGGCUUUACAUAUGUUAUGACUGCAUAAUCUAAAUAUAUAACGUGUUUUCGAGGUGAAUAUAUAUGUUCAUACUAUGUAGUGAUUGUGUCGCAUAAUGGUGAAAUUACACGGUGCGUAAUAGAAGCAAUCAGCACACAAAACUUGCGUGAUAGAAAAGAACGCUUCUAUGUCGCACUUUCUAUUCCGCAGUUCUAUUACGCCCCAUGUAAUUUCAUCCUUAAACACAUAACAUAAAUAUUCCAUGUAACAGUAUGAUUUCGAUGAUGGUCGGCAAUAAUUUUUUUUCGAGAGCUAUAUGAUGUACAGUAAUCUCGACGUGAAUUUUGUGUUACGAGUUAUGAGACACGACGACGCUCAAAACAUGACAAAGUAUCGUAGGUAUGAGAGAAAGAUAGAAAAAAAUAUACGAAUUAUAUCAUCUAUGUUCUAGGUAUCUAAUAAACCCUGUAAAUACCUCUGA